Molecule: messenger RNA, 533 nt
Organism: Mesitornis unicolor (brown roatelo)
Lineage: Eukaryota; Metazoa; Chordata; Aves; Mesitornithiformes; Mesitornithidae
Gene: PSMD9
Product: proteasome (prosome, macropain) 26S subunit, non-ATPase, 9
Exons: 4
Coding region: 21-407 (128 amino acids)
Biological process (GO): proteasome regulatory particle assembly
Cellular component (GO): cytoplasm; nucleus
Molecular function (GO): protein binding
Source: RefSeq, a predicted model, not a curated record
AGAACGAUCACAAGGCCCUGAUGAAGCAGGUGGAGGAAGCUCUUCACCAACUGCACGCCCGGGAGAAGGAGAAGCAGGCCAAGGAUGAGGCAGAGGCGUUGGCCAAGGCAGCGAGCCAGAACCAGAGGCUGCCACAGGCGUUUGCCAAAGUGAACGCGGUGACUCCGGGAUCCCCUGCGAGCACCUCGGGGCUUCAGGUUGAUGAUGAGAUUGUGGAGUUUGGUUCCGUCAACGUGAACAACUUCCAGACCCUGCAGAACAUCGCCACAGUGGUGCAGCACAGCGAAGGGAGACCCCUGAGCGUGACUGUGAUCCGCAGCGGCAAAAAAGUGCACGUGGGGCUGACUCCAAAGCGCUGGGCCGGGAAGGGGCUCCUGGGCUGCAAUAUCAUUCCCUUGCAAAGAUGACCAUUGCUUGGAAAACAAUAAAGCUGAAACUUGUGCCUGCAUUCUGGACUCUGAUCUGGUUUGAAAUCUUCCCUACGUGUUCUUGCUGAAACAAACCUUCUGGAGGCUGUGACCUCUGGGUGUCUG